AUGCCACCAAGAUGCUUGAUUGGCUGGGUUGCUAGUCACUGUGUUGUUCCCCACACCGCUGGUAGAGCUUUUGCUUGCAGAGCCAACGUUGCAGCUGGUAGAGUAUUACUAGGCCACGACAACCAUCUUGAAUUGGUUUCAGAUGGCGUUGAUGACUUCCGUGAAAAGGAGUCAUCAUCCUUUAUAGCUUUCAAAGGGAUGGAUUCUUCAGAAGGAUGUAAGCAACUGUAUGGUUUCUUACCAUGCUCAAACACUCUUUUGGGGCAUCUCUUCCUUAUCGUAGUGUAUGAAUACCUGCUGUUUCGGGGAGAAUCAUUAGUUGCUUCUGGAGGGGAACGAAUUUUCAAAAUUCUAGGCCCUGGCAUUUUUGGUGCAAGUGCAUUUCAUGUUCUAGGAUCUCUUCCAGAAGCUCUCAUCCUUCUUGCAUCUGGACUGUUGAACAGCAGAGAAACUGCCCAAGAAUAUGUCCUAACUGGAGCAGGGCUGCUGGCUGGAUCAACAAUUUUGCUGCUUACAAUAGUUUGGGGAACUUGUGUCAUCGUUGCCAGUCAAGAAUUCCCCAAUGGCAAGAAACGUACUUCUUUCGCAAGUUCCAGUACUAGCAAUCGAAGCCAAUUCAAGAGAUUAUUUUCCCGAUCAAAGGGUUAUGGCUUGACAAUGGAUACAAGGACAUCGCACACAGCAAGAAUUAUGGUUCUCUCAGUGAUACCCUUUAUUACCAUCCAAGUUCCAGUAGUCUUUGGUCUAUCUUCUUCGGGGGAACUAGCUUUCAUCAUUAUCUCUCUGCUUAUUUCUGUCACAUUCUUGCUCGUAUACUUCUUCUAUCAGAUCUUUCGGCCAUGGAUCCAAAGAAGACGAUUAGAAUACAUAAAACAUGAACAUUUGGUGGUUGACAUCCUGAACCAUGUGCAGAAUCAUGAAAUAGGCGCGGUACUUACCCCUAAAGGGGCACCUAAUGUAACAGCGAUUAGAAGGCUAUUUCGAAAUACGGAUCAUGAUGGGGACAACUUCAUCUCUGUUUCUGAGCUACAAGAAUUGCUCAAGGAAAUCAAAUUUAGGAAUGUAGAGUUGGACAAGGAUGAAGCAACGGCAGAGAUGUUGAGGGAUUUUGACAUGGACGCUGAUGAGAAAAUUAGCAUUGAUGAAUUUGUCAGUGGCGUUACAAAAUGGCUUGAUGACACAAAACAGGCAUUGGGUAAACGAUAUCUCUCCAAAAAGUCACUGAAACACUUGUACCAGGUCCUCCAACCUUGGAUUCAAAAGAAAAGGGAAGAACGCGAAAUAAUGAAGCAUAUAGUAUCAGAAAUUUUGGAACACGUUCAGAGCUCUGCACUAGGAACCCUUUUGACAGAAGAUGGAGAACCAGAUAUAAUUGCUAUAAAAAGGUUGUUUGACAGCAUUGAUGAGGACAAGGAUAGUCGCAUAUCAUUUUCCGAGUUGAAAACACUGUUGACUGAGAUCAAAUUUGGUCCUACAUCUCUAAGUGUGGAUGACGCAGUGGCCAAGAUGAUGGAAGAACUCGAUACAGAUGGUGAUCGUAUGCUUAAUGAGGAAGAAUUUGUUACAGGAUUGUCAAAAUGGCUGCAAAAGAAUGAAAAUGCAUCUACCAACUCAAAAGAAAGCGAGGAUGAAAAUUUUCAAAAAUCAUGGGAGCAGACGGACCAACUAUUGGAGGUGAAGAGCAUUAACAAAUCUCUACUUGCAUGGACCAAGGCCAUAUUUCUUUUGGUGCUUGGCACAGGCAUGCUGGGAAUUCUAGCUGAACCCCUCAUAGAAAGUGUUCAGAAUUUUUCGGAAGCCGCAAAUAUGCCAUCAUUUUUCAUCUCUUUUAUCUUAGUCCCACUGGCUACUAAUGCUAGGAUAGCAAUUUCAGCAAUCAGCGAGGCACGCAGAAAGAAACCAAGAACCACUUCUUUGACAUUUUCAGAGAUUUAUGGCGGAGUUUUCAUGAACAACAUGCUGGGCUUUUCUGUCCUGCUUUCUCCGAGGAGGCCUGACAUGGAUUUUCUCAGCUGA
Messenger RNA from Coffea eugenioides, 2016 nucleotides. Its product is annotated as sodium/calcium exchanger NCL2-like. Gene Ontology annotation, molecular function: calcium ion binding; calcium:proton antiporter activity. Gene Ontology annotation, biological process: calcium ion transmembrane transport; intracellular calcium ion homeostasis. The coding region runs from base 1 to 2016 and encodes 671 amino acids. Lineage: Eukaryota; Viridiplantae; Streptophyta; Magnoliopsida; Gentianales; Rubiaceae. Gene Ontology annotation, cellular component: membrane. The transcript is spliced from 10 exons. The record is from RefSeq and is a predicted model, not a curated record.